Molecule: messenger RNA, 1383 nt
Organism: Habropoda laboriosa
Lineage: Eukaryota; Metazoa; Arthropoda; Insecta; Hymenoptera; Apidae
Product: nuclear receptor-binding factor 2-like
Exons: 3
Coding region: 311-1069 (252 amino acids)
Biological process (GO): autophagy
Source: RefSeq, a predicted model, not a curated record
UGUGUAAAUUUUCCACAUCGCUAAAUUAUUACUGCACCGCGAUAUUUUAGUUUGCACGCUUGACUCGAAGUUCGAUGCUUCGUAUUUAUUCCUUUCGAUUAACGAAUUUUUGUUCUAACUCGAUUAAGUAAGAAUUCAACAUUUAUAUCGGGAGACGUCGGACGCAUUGAAAAUACACCUUCAGUGAUCACGAGCACAGGUGUACAAUUUUUAUGCUCAAUCGGUACAUGCGUCAUUAGGUGCCAUAACAGAAAAUAAUCCACAUGUUGCCUCUAUGUUUUUGUUCUGUUAUUCGAUCAGCUGAUCAGCCAUGGAGACUUCAGUCCUGAACGCGGCACACAAAAGGCAAAGAAGAGCAGAGGCAUUGCUGCAAGAAGGACGUUUCGAAGAGGCAGCCAAGUGUCAUGAAACAGUGGCCAGUCUUCUAGGAGAGGCACAUGCACAACUUGAGUCUGAUUUUUUUCAUUUGAAGACUUCCAAUUUAUCUAGUCAAAUUCAACCAACUGUGAUCACCUCUUUUCAUUCGCUCAUCACUUUGGAAUCUCUUGCACUUCAACGUGAUUAUCACAAAAGACAAGCUGCUGUAGUUAGAAUGAAACAAGCACAAUACGAAGAGUACAAAGCAACACUGGAAAACCAAAAGAGGGAAAUACUUAGUAAACAAGCACGAAAACAGAUUGAAAAAGAUACAACUGAAUUUACUAGAGAUAAGUUUGACGGAUCUCUAAGUCAAGCUAUAUAUAAAACAAUCGAAGAACAAGAUAGCCUGUUAACUCAAAUUUCACUACCAAACAGCGAAGAUAAAGUUUUCAAACAUCCGAAAGAUGCCAGCACUGUUAUAGAAGAAUUAAAAACUGUGAAUGGUCAACUUCGUUAUCUAGUUGGAAGCUUACUCAAUAAACUGGAGGCCAAAGAAGAGGAAGUAAGACAGCUGACUGAGCAACUUCAAGCUGUGACUGCAAACCCUAAUGAUGAAACUAGACUAGACAAUGCACAUUUCCUAAGACUUGCACCUUUACCCCCUUUAACCCCCCUUGAGAUGCCUCUUUUCGACUUCACGUCAACGUAAGAUAUUAUACGAUAAGCGUUUUCUAUAUUUAAAAAAAUCUUCCACCAGGUGAAACACGAAUACUGUACACAGAAAUCAGAUUGGAUCUGUAAUAGUACAAAAAUGAAUGCAGGAGUUGCGACAGUAUUCAGUUUCUCCCUGUUUAAUUACACCACAAUCGACAUUCUGUAUCUUAAGUGUAGUAUAUCUAAACCCUAACGUGUACUAGUACUUAUUCUCAUUCGUUUGGUGUUAUUCAGAGGGAUCAAAAUACAUAUCAGCUGUAGGAACGUCUUUAGCACAACGUGUAUCUCGUUCAUAUGAAUGAAACUCAU